Etheostoma spectabile (orangethroat darter) is the source of this 5117-nucleotide messenger RNA. RefSeq names its product interleukin-1 receptor type 1. The record is from RefSeq and is a predicted model, not a curated record. NCBI's taxonomy places the organism in Eukaryota, Metazoa, Chordata, Actinopteri, Perciformes, Percidae. Gene Ontology annotation, molecular function: interleukin-1 receptor activity. Gene Ontology annotation, biological process: signal transduction.
UUCAAUGAAAAGGAAAUUGCAACACGCGCUGAAGUCUUGCCAAAACGGGAAGUCAACGCUGAAGAGGACACGAGAAGCUUAGAUGUGAUUUCUUUUUUUUAAAGAUGUUUUUACAGGAUUUUCACGUGACCUGAGGAGUCUGUUGCUUUUACAUAUGGACUAGAAUAACACCAGGCUGGUGGGACAGAGCUAUUGACUCAUUGGCGGAGCUGAUUGGUCGAGAUUCCACUCUGCACGCGAGGGUCACAGUUGAGGUUUCCUCUGUUAGUGCUGCUGUUCCAUGUAAACUCUCUCAUCCUUCCUCCGUUUGUCUGAUGCCACUGUGUCGCUUUCUCCGAGCUAUGGGCCAGCGAUCAACAGUGGGGAGCCUUCUGUUUUUCCUCUGGCUAAAUGGGAUCUGUACCGGAUUUAAACUGGAGAAUUGUACCCACAUCAACAGAACGUUUAAGAGCGUUUACUCUGUUCCCGGGGAUAUGGCUAUGCUCAGUAGCACUCUGGUGUCUUCAGAUGUCUUCAACUUCACAACUGUACCUUACAACAUCACCUGGUACAACUUGAAGACCGGCCGAGAAAUGAGGAACCAGACCGGUCGAGUCCUGGUGCACAGGGACACUCUGUGGUUUCUCAACAUAACGGUGGACGAUAUUGCAGAAUAUGUAUCUAUACUGAGAACUCCGUCUCGGUGCUACAGGCAGUGGAUCGAGCUGGUAGUUGAUCUGCCCUUUGCUGGACAGUGUGGAAGACCAAAGCAAGCCUUUCAAACCCUUACAUUGGGAGUCACUGACAAAGUGAGCUGUCCUCUGAAGGACUACAUCUCUAAACUGGACAGCUACAACAUCACUUCCUCCAUCAAGUGGUACAGAGGUUGUGACCUCAUCGUGGAUGGGACGGACAGGUUUAAAUACAUGGAUACGGCCGUACUGAAAAUUGAAAGGGUGGAAGCUGGAAACAACCUGUACACCUGUACUCUGAGCUUCACCCUCGGGGGCAUUACGGGAUCAGUCGAGACCAUUGAAGCAACGGUCUCAGGUAAAUACUCUUUGACUCCACAAGUGCGGGAACCGGCCAACGAAACAAUCAAGGCUCAGUUGGGGUCCAAUUUCACCAAGCGGUGCCUGGUAUUUGUGCCAAGUGUCGGGAAGCCCUCAGUUGAUAUUGUUUGGUGUGACGGAAAUAAAUACAUUUAUCAUCUCAAUACCAACCCCUCUGACCGUAUCUACACACCACAACCACGUUUGUCUAUGCAGGAUUUUCCUGAAGGUGCGUGGUUGGAGGUUCUGCUGAUUAUUUCUGAGCUAAGGGAGGAGGAUUUCCACAUCAACUACACCUGUCGAGCAUUCAGUGACAGGGGCACCCUUGAGGGAUAUUUCACUCUGCUACCCACAGAUCCCGACAUCAUCCUACCCGUUGGAUCUGUGCUCGGUGGUGUGACGGUUCUCUUUAUCAUCAGCGUCACCAUCUAUUACCUUUUUAAGGUUGACAUCGUGCUGUGGUUCAGGAAAGCGUUUCCUGUCCUCUACGCAAAUACAGAUUUGGAUGGGAAGCUGUAUGAUGCCUAUGUGGCAUACGCACAGCCCUGUGCCAUUGGAUUUAGCAAGGAAGUGGAAGAGUUUGCUCUUCGCACACUACCCCAAGUGUUGGAAAAUGCCUGUGGCUACAAACUCUUCAUAGGAGGCCGUGACUGCAUGCCCGGGAAGGCCAUAGUGGACUCAGUGGAGGAGAACAUACAAGCCAGUCGUCGCCUUCUUCUGCUCUACACCGCCUCUACUUUCAUCAGCAAAAGACACACAAGCAGCACUAGUAGCAAUAACAACAACACCUCUAAGAGCAGUGAUAACAAUGAAAGGAAGACAGGUGACAGCAUGAGUUUUGAUGUCAGUGAAGAGGUCUAUCCCGACUCAAGACAGCAGUUGGAGUGUGUGGCAGCAAUGCACAGAGCACUUCUGGAGGGAUCUCUCAAGGUAAUUCUUGUUGAGAUGGAAGAGAUCAGCCCGGCUCAGCUGGCUCUCUUCCCAGAGUCAGUACGUCACCUGAGGAAGAAGCAGGGUGCUGUGUGUUGGUGGAAGAACCUGAGAACAAGGCAAAGGUGGAGGACAUGUGUGAGGAGGAGAGAGGACGAGGAGAAAGGUGGACAGGACACACAGCUGUCCCCUUCCCUCUCCCCUUCCUCUAGGUUUUGGAAGGAGAUGAGGUACAGUAUGCCGGUCAGGGGCAAGAGGGCAGCGUACCCCGAGAAAACUGCCCUCCUGAACUUAUGAUGGGAAGAUGAACCAGAGAGCAGCUGGUCUCCAGUGCAAAUUUGUUUGGUACAGAAACCCUACACACACACAGACAAUUCAGAAAUACCGACCAAAAGCUGUGAAAUACAAGACCAGAAGCUGUGAAGUUCUCAGGUCCAAGCAGGGUCUGGCUUUUUAUUGACUCAGCAAAAUGCUCUGAGUGAAUUUAAGCUGGGCUUUUAUUGUGAAAGGUUAGACCCUGAAAAGCCUGCAUUCCCUAGCGUCUAGGAGAGAAGGUAUUGCCGUAAUACGAGUGAUUGAAAUCGUCACUUAAGCAACCAAGCGGUCCAAAAACAAUGGACCGCUUGAUUGGAUUACGUAUCAGAAUUCUUGCUCGGUGUUUGGGCUCAGUGCUAAUGAUUAUUGAAAAUAUACAAAUUGCUAUUUUGUUUCACCAAGCAUUUAAUCAUUGUAUAAUAUGAACAACACAAGAUUAGAUAGAUUUAAGAAACUGUUCUUUCCUGGAGGCUAUGCCUGUAUAUGAUGAUGAAAUUAGGUGAUGCAUGAUUUUAUAUGAAUGACAUCUUUUAUGUAAAUGCUUCAACCACAGUAGUAUAAUGAACACUGAACAAGCCUGGUGUAAACAUUCAGAUGAAAGUCGGAAACAAACCACACAAACUGCUUUAUCACACUUAGUAGUAUAAAAAAAUAAAAUUUACUGUAAUAAACAUGUGGAUAGCACUUUUUAAACACUGUUUUUGAACUUUACUUGACAGUUUCACUAUCUGGAGAAACAGCUGCCAGUACCGUUGAAAAUAUUUAGGUAACUCAAAGUUAAAUGUAAGCACUUGUAAGUCUGAACAUUAAUAUCUAAAUAUCAAUCGUAAUUAUCUCAAGUCAGUGUUACGACCCAAAGUAGUCUAGGGUGGAGGACGCAAACAGCUUAAAAUAAUAAAACCCGGGACAGAAAGCAAACGGUUAAAUAAGGCAAAUUUAUUGCGUCUGCACAACAAAGGGCAACUUAAAAACUAUCUUCAAAAGGAAGACGGUAACAGGCACAGGUAUUGCAAGGAUUGGAUCAGAGCAGGUCACACAGCAGCUCCCUCUAUGCUGGCUUCCACUGAAGCCUCUCUCUUCUGCACACAGUCAUGCUGCCUUCUUUUAAGCUGUGGGACACUGACCAGCUGAUCAGCCUCAGCUGCACGAUCAUCAGCAGCACACACCUGCAGAGACUCACACACACACCUGCAGAGACUCACACACACACCUGCAGAGAAUCACAAAGCACAAUACGGCACGCGACAGUCAGUAACAGCAACACACAACGCAGACUUAAGUGCAGUGAGUAUGACUACCGCCAUAGUGACCCUGAUCACACAGGAAGCAAUUCCUCCCCAUUAGCAACUCACGCUCCAAUCCAGCUCCGGCCAGUACACUUCAUACUCACAUCAAAUAUAUCACCAAAUCUGCCUUUUCUUAAAAACAUCUCCAGGCUCCGGCCAUCACUCUCUGAUUCUGCGGCAGAAACAGGCGCUUUGUGUAGCCGUGAACCCAGGCUUGGUGACUGCUAAGGGGCAUCAUCAUAUCAUCAUCAACUCUGCUACAGCUUCAGUCAUUUCCCUGUUCUGUUUUAAAGUAGCCCACGUUCAUACGGAGUCAAGGUUAAGCUUUCAAACAUUUCGAUGAGCGAUGCCUGUCGGGUGGUAUUUUGCUUACUUUACAAACUGGUGUUCAGUAUUUUAGCCGUGCAACCGUCGUAGAUGGCUUUGUGUGACGCUGCAUUAUUUUAAUAUUCCCACACGAGUGACAUACUGUUCCUAUUUGGGAAGAAGGUCGAGCCUGAGGCUAUUGUACAACAGAUCAAGCAAGGUACGGUGUAGCAUUACCGUGCCAACUUGAUGCCUUCUUCUUCUCUUCUUUAAUGGCGGAUUGCAAACUAAGUUUAGGUGCAUCCCUCCACCUACUGUACAGGAGUGUGUAACAUCAUGUAGCUGUUGCUUUCUCUGUGGAGUGCAGACUGCUUUGCUCUCCCAAGUCAAGUGACCAAAUCGCAGCCUUUGCGAUUAGGAAAUUGGGUUUUAACAUAGCGCGAUAUAAUUGCAAAUGUAAUUAAUCAUCAGCCCUACUCGGUGUACUCAAUUUUCCAAGUUCCGAGCUCGGAAGUCCGAGGUCCGUGUUGGUGCGUGUAGCAAGGGAACGUCUUAUCUUUCUUGUCGGACCUCAGACUCUGAUAGAGAACAGAGUGCAACGGAAGUACAGUGCAUGGACAGGUCGUCGGGAAGGUGGGCUAAACACUCCCUCGUUUUCCCUUUGUCAUCAAUGUGCCACUUGUUUGAAAAAAGUAGUUUUCUUUACCUCGCCCUCAACAGUUUGUACACUCAUAGCUACUGCUGACUCCGAGGCGGGUCUCUUAACACCGGGGAUAUGUAAAAACAUUUGAACCGAUUAUUUCCUUUUCGUCUGUACCUCAAUCCACUCCACCCGCCACUGUGGCUGGUAAAAAAAAAAAAGGUGGAAGCAGCAUCUAAUGUGCGGAUCGUCACAGCGUCUGGGCUAUCCUGAGUCUGCCCUGCAUCAGUAUUUGAACCACUGACUAUCCCUGGCAGAUAGAAACUGAAGAAUAAUGUGGACAAAGGAGGACUGAUGAAACCGAAGGAUCAUGUGUAACUGUAAAAUGUACAUAUCUGUGAUGAAAAGUGUAAAUAUGUAAAACAAAAAAAUACAUUCCUACAGAAUGAUAGGAGGUCAUGCAGCCAACUGUGCUUUAUAUUGAAUGUACUGCCAUUUAUUUACAGCUGUUGAACUAGAGGAAACUGUGAAGAGCAAAAGGGAGGAAUACAUUUAAUAAAAAUGUAUUUCUUUUUAGUAAAUGUUAUUUAUAAAAGGUAGAUUUAUUGC